AUGUCUUCAUCACAUAAUCGUUCUUCAAAUACACGUCAAUCUCGACCUACACAAACAGUGACACCAUUACGUAUACAACGAUCAGCGAGUGUUCCAAAUCGACAAUUUAUUAUAAUUCUCACGAAUAAUCCUGAACUUUUACGACAAACUCGUCGAUUUCAACCUGAAAUCCAACGAGAUCCACAGCGACAGAGAGGUGCAUCUACAAAUAACAACAACAAUAACAACAAUAAUCGUGAACUACUUUUGGAAAAUUUAUUACGAGUAGAAUUAAGAGAGGCAGCUACUGGUUAUCUUAUUCGUACUCGACGCUCAUUUCCACUGAAUUAUGUAUUCGAUAUGUCUGAUAUUGAUACAAGUGAAGAACAGCAUUGA
This is a messenger RNA of Rotaria sp. Silwood2, 375 nucleotides long. NCBI's taxonomy places the organism in Eukaryota, Metazoa, Rotifera, Eurotatoria, Philodinida, Philodinidae. The record is from the annotation of a GenBank genome assembly.